ACGACAGCCUAGUUAGCUGUCCACUCAUUUCUUUUUAAUAAAUUUUCUCUACAUUAUUUCCAUUUUCUUUGCUUGUAGUAGUAUAAUUUUUGUCUUCUUGAAAUCUCUAGAGAGAAGGAAAGAAUCCCAUUUCUUGAAUUCAUUUUUCUCUGGCUUGUUUCAAUAUUUUUUGAAGUGUUUCUUGAAAAUAUCUGGUUCCAUUUUUGUUGAAGAGAGAUCUGACCGGGAGGGGUUGCAUUUAGCUUUCUUGAUUUCAAAGGUUGUUGUUUAGAUUCUUGAUUUUCUUGAAUUGCAAGAAUUGUUAAAGAUUCUUCUCCCUUGUUUUUUUUUUUUUUUUGGUCUUUUGAGAGACGCCAUUGGAGUAGAAAUUACACCCACGCACAAGCUUAGCUAGUGUUUUAUAAGUCUACGCGUGGCUGUUAGGAUUGGCCUCGUGUAAUGCUGGGGUUACAGCUUUCUGAAACAAGGUCUAGCAACCUCUGUCUCGAUUGGGUUGCUUUGGUUUCUAGCAAAGAUUGUCAGGGUUCACUGUUUUCAGAGAUCUAGCUAGUGUUCUCUUUGUGUCUCAAAGUUUCAUAUUUUUUUGUGACGGGUACAGAAAGGUAUCAGAAAAAAUGAUGAAGAUGAAGACUGCUAAGGCAACUACUGGGCUGUCACACAUGAAUGGUGGCUCAGCCGGUGGUGGUGGUGAGUUGGAGGUUAGACCAGGAGGAAUGUUAGUACAGAAGAGAGACCCGGAUUCUGAUCGGACCUCUAUCCCUCCACCGACAAUUAGAAUCAAGGUUAAAUAUGGGUCAGCUUAUCAUGAAAUCAAUAUUAGCUCACAGGCUACAUUUGGGGAGUUGAAGAAAAUGUUGUCAGCACCCACAGGAUUGCAUCACCAAGAUCAGAAGCUGAUUUACAAAGAUAAAGAGAGGGAUUCAAAAGCAUUUCUUGAUAUUUCUGGAGUUAAGGACAGGUCCAAAAUGGUGCUAGUUGAGGACCCGAUUAGUCAGGAGAAGAGGUUUCUUGAGAUGAGAAAGAAUGCAAAGAUGGAGAAGGCGUCAAAAUUCAUAUCAGAAAUCAGCUUGGAAGUUGACCGGCUUGCCGGCCAGGUUUCAGCCUUUGAAUCAGUAAUUACUAAAGGUGGGAAAGUAGCAGAGAAAAGUGUGCUUAAUUUGAUCGAGUUAUUGAUGAGUCAAUUGUUGAAAUUGGAUGGAAUUAUGGUUGAUGGCGAUGUCAAAUUGCAAAGGAAAAUACAGGUUCAAAGGGUGCAAAAGUAUGUUGAGACUCUCGAUAUGUUGAAGAUCAAGAAUUCCAUGCCUAAUGGUAACGCCGACGAAAUCAAGGACUCCAUGCCUAUUGGUAAUGGACACCACGCACCAAUGCAGCAGCAACACAAACAUUCUAAUGGACAAAAAAUAGCCUCAAUUCAAAAGCGGCAACCAAGGUAUACCAAUGGACACACAUUAAUACCAAUCGAAGAAGAAGAAGAACAGCGGCACCCAUUCGAGCAUUUAUCAAUCCAUCAACAACAGCAGCCAUCAAGGCAUUCAGCAUCAGGGGAAGUUGUUGUAACCACGCAAUGGGAAACAUUUGAUUCUACUCCAGCUUUAGAGCCGGUCCCUUCAAUAUCUACAUCCUCCACAGCGACCAAAACUUCAGCCCCUCAGCCGAAGUUCCCUUGGGAUUUCUUCAACUAAACUCUAUUCCACGUAGUUGUUGUUUUCUCAUUGUGUGGAUGUGUUUUGGAUUUAUCUCCAGUUGGUUUGCUAUCUCCUCCAUUCUUUGAUGUAUUUAGAUUUCUUCAGCAACCCCUACUGUCUGUGUCUCACAUUCAGUUCAAGCAGGAAAUAAUUGGGGUUAGCACGGUAGUUGAUUAUUGCUAUUAAUCUCUUCUAUCUUGUAUUCUGUUGUACACAUAUUCAUUUGCCAUUCUGUACGGUUACUCAGUUUCCAGGCC
This is a messenger RNA of Populus trichocarpa (black cottonwood), 1942 nucleotides long. RefSeq names its product BAG family molecular chaperone regulator 1. Gene Ontology annotation, cellular component: cytoplasm. Gene Ontology annotation, biological process: protein stabilization. The coding region runs from base 615 to 1682 and encodes 355 amino acids. Gene Ontology annotation, molecular function: adenyl-nucleotide exchange factor activity; protein-folding chaperone binding. The record is from RefSeq and is a predicted model, not a curated record. The transcript has 4 exons. NCBI's taxonomy places the organism in Eukaryota, Viridiplantae, Streptophyta, Magnoliopsida, Malpighiales, Salicaceae.